ACGCAGAGAGAGAACGAGAGCCUCAAGCGGAGGCUGCAGGAGCUCCAGGAUAAGCUCAAGAGAGGAAACACAGGUACUGUUCAGUCUGUUGCACUUCAUCUGUCUGGAGAAAGAGUUCCCACUGAGCAGGAGCAGAGCCCUGGGCUCAGGCAAAGCCCAGAGCUACAUCUGGCUGAAGAGAAGCAGGAACCUCCUGAGGAAGCCAGUGCCAUGCAGAGGGAGGAGGAUCUCAGCACAUUGGAACCGAAUGCCACGCCAGAGCCAGAGAGUGACUACAGUGUAACAUUACCUGAAAGCGACGAAGGAGGUCCUGAAUGUGGUUCUCAGAUGUCCGACACAGACCUGUCAGUGUUUGGGCCUCGUUUGAAAAGUGCCCCCGACCUGGACUCCAUUCACGUGGUGCGUAUAUCUGAUGGACUGCCUGCUGGUGCCUUUGGUUUAGCAAGGCAACCAGGUUUUACCUCUGAUGACAUUAAAAUGGAGGCAGAACUGCCUGAUUACGUAAUGGCGAGAAGGCACAUAUCCCAGAGUCCUUUUGAUGAACAUGCAGACUCAAACGCUAAUGUAGUGCAGCAGGAACCCACCAACGAGGCCCCUCAAGAUAACAUGGUGGAUUUGCCUUUUGGUCAUUCUCACUCAAACUACAGUGCCAUGGGAAGGAGGUUUGCAUUUAGUAAAAACACUAGGAGCACUCACGAGAGUAGGAAGCACAAGCAGUACUACAGGAAGGACGAAGAUCAUCGCUGCAUCUUGUGCGGAAAGACCUUUAGCCGAAUCGGAAACCUGAGGAUACAUCAGAGGUGCCACACAGGAGAGAAACCUUACUGCUGCACGCAGUGUGGAAGGUGCUUCAGUCAGGCGGGUGACCUCAAGAAACACAAACGAGUGCAUACGGGUGAGAAACCCUACUACUGUACUCAGUGUGGCAAGAGUUUCAGUCGUGGGGAAAACUUGAAACGACACCAGAAGAUUCACAUAGGAGAGACUCUGCACCUGCAUCAAGUCUGGAGAGACCCACAAUCUAAUAAGGCACUUUGAGAACUCUGUCAUUGAUUGUCGGUUAUGCAAAUAUAUACCCUCCCCUAUAAAAUUAUAUUUUUUUACUAGAUAACAUUAUUAUUGGUUUUUGUUUUACACAUGGCUAUUGCUGGGUGUUGUGUUAAGCUGUAUUUAUUGAUUUGUUUAGUAACAUGUAGCUGUAUGUGAAAACCAGUGCUGCGUAAGCUUUCUUAUCGUUAUUUCAUACUGACACUGUACCAUCUUCAGCAAAUGCUUUUAGUGUCAUGCAUUUCCUCACUGCCAUAAAAUAAAAUUAGUCAUCACUAUAGCCUCCAAUUUACAUGUUGAUUCUAAAAUAAAUAGAAAUAAAUAGUG
Molecule: messenger RNA, 1374 nt
Organism: Paramormyrops kingsleyae
Lineage: Eukaryota; Metazoa; Chordata; Actinopteri; Osteoglossiformes; Mormyridae
Source: RefSeq, a predicted model, not a curated record